AUAUAUGACACUCUCUCUCGUCCUGUUCCUCACACUCCGGUUCCGCCGGUCGCCGUCGACUCACGCGCUCGUCUCUCGCGUCGUUGUCGUCGUCGGCGUCGCCGUCUUCGCAGCAGUCGCGUUGUUCGGAGUAGCCGUGCUAGCGAGGCAACACGAACUCCGCCUGCUGACCGGUGGUUUAGCGACGGAACCGCUGGAACCUUUUGACCGAAUAAGGCUGGUCGACGACUCGUCGGACGACUCCACCACAUCUUCGGACUUCGAGUUAUCGGACGUCGACGACGAUCAGACGGCAUAAGGCACCAUUUUCGCCCGCCCUGUGCGCCCCCUUCCCCGACUAACACGGUGACGUGACCAUGUGCUAGUGCUCUCCUCGUCGAAUCGUACCCAAUUGUCUAUUGCCAGACUCCGACUGAAUUUAAUACCGAUUCGCUUGAAAUGUCCGUCAAAGACGGUCCUAUCGUCAAGAUGGAUGUGGACUGCCCGUCAAACCUGAAGAGAUCCAACAGUGCGCCGAUGAUCAAUGACAUGAAUGCUUCCAUCACCGGAUCACCGUGUGCUACCCUGUCUAGAGAAAAUACAUGUAACAUAUUUUUACGAAAUGUACAACCACGCUUCCGUAGAUUUAGCACAAGUGGAAGUCCUCAUAAUGUAAUGCCAAAUACUUCACCAAAAUUAGUUCAUAGAGUUAAUCAGCUGCGACAGGAGGAAACUGUUGAUUUGAUUAAUAGAGAAGUGGCCCAUGAAAGAGAAAUACACUCAGCAAUGCAAAUAUCACAGUCAUGGGAAGAUUUAUCUAUUAUGAUUGAUUCACCAACAAAGGCUGAUGAAGGACAGUUUGGUAAACAACCUGGUGGAAUGUAUGGUAGAUCUAAUGUAUAUGAUCCAUUGCAUUUAAAUUUUUCAAUGACUUCUGCUCCAUCAUCGCCAUCGCCAACCAGAUCAUUGAGACAUUGUGUAUCACCAUCACUCUUUAAACCUAAUUUAUCGCCUAGUCCUACUCGUAAAACUUUUACAUCAGGACGAAGCUUGAGUCCAAUUUCAAUGCGUCCUAGCACUUUAGGACCUGUUAAAAGGAAAUGUGACAUGGACGACUAUGAACCGAUUCCAAAGAAAUGGGGAUUACUGAUUACCAAUAAUAGACCUGAACCAAUGCAAGUGACCGGUAUUGUUCCUACAACAAUGAAUGCAACUUUAGUUACAGAUUCCAUAUGUAGUAGCAGUGGUGAUUCUUCAAACAGUAACCAUUCGUUUUCCUUCAGACCAUUGCAAUCUCUAAUGGAUGAAUCAAAAAGUAAUUCCCAAUAACUAAAAUAUUUUCAUAUAAAUUAUAAUUUCACAUUUUAUGUUGAUUAUUAUAAUUUUGAUUAUUAUUAUUA
Messenger RNA from Melanaphis sacchari, 1379 nucleotides. Its product is annotated as protein FAM122A. The record is from RefSeq and is a predicted model, not a curated record. The coding region runs from base 439 to 1308 and encodes 289 amino acids. NCBI's taxonomy places the organism in Eukaryota, Metazoa, Arthropoda, Insecta, Hemiptera, Aphididae. The transcript has 6 exons. Gene Ontology annotation, molecular function: protein serine/threonine phosphatase inhibitor activity.